Messenger RNA from Brassica oleracea var. oleracea, 417 nucleotides. RefSeq lists its product as uncharacterized. NCBI's taxonomy places the organism in Eukaryota, Viridiplantae, Streptophyta, Magnoliopsida, Brassicales, Brassicaceae. The record is from RefSeq and is a predicted model, not a curated record. Bases 1 to 417 code for a protein of 138 amino acids. The transcript has a single exon.
AUGAAUAACCUCUAUAGUUCUCUGUUUCUCAUUGCAUUGUGCCUAGGAUUGAGUAACGCCGUGGUCAAAAUGAAAAAUUCGGUACAUUUUAUAAACUCUCUUGCUGGAAACAACGUUCUUAAAAUUCAUUGUUUAUCAGACGAAGACGAUCUAGGCUACCACCUUUUGAAGUCUGGAGAAGUCUACGAUUUCAGUUUUUAUGACAGUAUCUUCGGAACUAGGAUAAAUUGUGAUUUAGCGCAGGGAAUUGAAUUCAGAUUUCAUGCAAAGUUCAUGGCAUAUAAAGGUGGUGGUCUCAUACUUCAUUAUGGUAAGAAGAAUUUUUGGUUUUGUAGAGAUGAUGGGAUUUACUUUACCCAUGGUAAGGACGAUCCAAAGUUAGAGUAUAAGUGGGUACCUACAAUGCCCUUGACAUGA